AGAUUGAUAUUCUUCACUGGUCAAGGCGAUGUCAUGGAGAUGACCUUAGCAAUGGGAGCGACUUAUCCCAAAAUUGAUAAGAUCUUUGAUUAUGGGAGCGGUUUCAAGUUUUUGGAGGUUAUCUAUCCGUGGGGAUAUCAUGUGGCAGCUGUGGAUGAUGUGAAAAAUCUUGUGGUAAUGGAGUCCCAAAGUGGGGAAGAAGUAGGGAGGCUACAGUUGCCGGUGGAAGGAGAUAUUGUGAAUAUUGCCUCGCAUGUGGAAUAUCCUAUAAUUUUAAUUUCCACAUCCACCGGAGAAAUUUGUUCAGUGACACUACAUGACUACACAAAUCCUCGAGUAUUAUCCAAACAUCAAUUUGAAAAACUUCAAAUGGAUCUAUUGAAAUUUUCCCAGUGUUGUAGGUAUCUCAUCGCUGGCAGGAAAAAAUACGGUUUAUUUUACUGCAUUGAAUCAAUCGAAAGCUCAUCUUCUGCAGUUCGGAAAAUAGAAGUAGAUCAUAGGCCGCUAGACAUUAUGAUGUUUAACAAAAAUAGCGAACUUAUGAUUCUUAUGCUGAUUCUGCCCUUCAAAAAAGCAAAAGCAGCUAACUACCUGAUCAUCUAUAAACUUCUAGCGUCCGAGAAGAUGAUUGGAGACAUCGUGAGUGUUCUGAAACUGCCCACUCUAUACGAUAAUUUUCAUUACGGACUUGAAGCUAUGACGAUGGUAGCUUCGCCCUUCUCAUCCCGAAAUCUUCACAUUUUUAAAAUUCAAAAUGAUCAGAUUUGUCUGACGAAUGUGGGGCAAUCCCCUCAUAAAAUACGAGGAAUGAAAAUUUACUUGAAUAAACAUUGGAUGAUAAGUUACGGAUUUGAUGGAAUCAUUGGCGUUGUGAAAAAUUUCAAGAGUUUAGAAUGGUUGACGUAUAUAAAUUCCCAUCAUAGAGUGAAUUUCGGAGUAUCCACAGCUAUUUUGAUAGCGGAAGGUGAUUAUGUGGUCUCUCUCGGCAAUGAUGGAUCUCUUCUCGGUCUCAACCUAAUGAAAAGAAUGAAGGAUCCAUUGGAAUUAGCAGUUCAUUUUGAAAAAUAUCAAAUAGAUGAUAUAGAAGUGAAGAAAAAUAUCUCGAAAGAGUAUUUGGAACUCAAUCCUGAUAUUAUCCAAAUGCUUUCCCGUAGCUGUGAAAAAAUUCCACCAGUGGAAAGCGGAGUCAAGACUUGGGGUGAUUGGAUGGCAAGGCAGCAGGAAAUAAGGGAGGAGGAGCAGUCUGAAGAACUCAGAUCAUCUAUCAUGAAUGACUUCGAUAAACUGAAAAUUCAAGUAUCGAAGUUGUUAGAUGAGAACCAGAAGCUUCCGUCGCCGCAGAGACUUCCAAUUUCCGCCUUCGAUCUUGAUAUGAUCGAGAGGGAGCAGAAGAUCAAGAGUGCUAAAGAGGAGAGAGAAGAUCGACGACUUGAAUUGGAGUUCCAGUGUGCUCAGAUUGAAAAAGUUUCCAAAUGGAUAAGGAAGACCUUCUGGGAAGUGGAAGAUGUCAGACAACAGUCAAUAUUUGGCAUCUUCGAAAACAUUGAAGUAAUGAAUUUUCCUAGUUCUUCACCUGACCCUCAGGAGAAGGAGAUGACUCGUUGGCUACAAUGUUCCUUCGAUCUUGACGACAAUUGUCACAGUAUUGAUACAGAGCCCAGUGCGUACAGUUUAUUGAAAAAGCGCUACUCCCCUAUCGUUGGAAGCGAAGAGACAAUUGUGGGGAACUUUUUUGAAGAUGAAGAUGAAAUAGCUGUAAAAGACAAGAUCGAAGAGGUUCGGGCGGCUGCAGGGCUGACAACUUUCAGAUUCGUAGAGCCUUCCGGUGAAUAUUGUCAAUUUAACCAUUACACUUUCCGCCAACUCUAUCAGAUGACCACCGGUUUGAUUACUGAUUCUCAAACCCUGAAAAAUUAUUUCAACAAAUUGUUCAAUGAGGCGUUUAUGCUUAAAGAACGCGUCAUGUUGUCAGCGAGUCAAGUAAUCUCCCAAAUCCGUUUUGUCGAUUCUGAACUCCGAUUGAUGUUUGGGUCUUCGGUUCCUGAGAUACCUGCCGAGCCACAAUGGUCUUCUAAAGAGAAACCAGAAUCGAUUAUAACAGCGAGGGAUGACGAAAUCCCUGUGAAGCCUUACAUUACCCCGUCUGAGCAAGAACUACUGGAUAAACAAAUAGAAGAACAAGAACGAUUGAGGCUUCUCAUGCUGUCUGACGACUUUCGACGGAGGGCUCUCAUCGAGAUGAUGGACGGAGUUCUCGAAUUCCGUUGGGAGGACAUUAUCAAGAGAGAAAUACCCAAGCCUGACUUCAUGGAGACGAAGGAUCCUGAGGAUUACUCGAAGGAAGAAAUUUUAUUGGCGUAUAAAUACGAGCAACAAACCAUUGAGUUACAACAAGAACGGGAGAAAUAUAAGGGCUUUCUUGAGGCAAUGUAUUCGAAAAUUACCAAGACUUUUCGAGAGACAAUAGAAAAGUUCAACGUGAAUCUUCACGGGCUGUCUCUGACAAGGAUGCGGGUCGAAUCGGCAAUCCGUCAACUGGAUUUGAUAAGAGCCCGAUGGUACCUGCAAGCCUUGGAUCAAAUGAAUACGUUUAAUGAGACAAAACGACUUCAAGCUACGAUCUCCGAACAGAAAUCAAAGAUAGACAAAUUUGUUUCCUCAAACAAGACCCUUGAGGAAGAGCAUCUCAAACUCAAGUCUCAACACGAAGUUCUACACAAUAAAGAUAAAGGAGUCAAAAAAUUCAAAUCUGAGUUCCAUGGUCUCGGAAAGAUGGCCAUAGAACUUUUGAGGAAGUAUUAUAAAACACGACCGAAGGUUUUCUUGAGGAAUACCUCACCAGGAGAUAUCUUCAUGCUCACCAAGUGCAUUACAAGCCAGAAUACUUCAGUUCCCCUUCUACUAGAAUGUAGAAAUUAUCUUGUGAGUCUUGAAGCACUUGAUACCCCGCCGCAAGAUCUCCCAGCGUCAAUCAGACCUCACGAUUGGGAGCAUCUUGUUAAAAUUCGACGUCAGCAGAUUGACUUGGAGAUGAAGCUCAAGUCGAAACUGAUAGAGAUGCACGACAUUGAGAAGAUUGUGGGUGAAACUAACGGGAAAAUCGGGAAAUGUAAAGAGCUGAUAUCUAAUUGUGAAGAUAUCCUCAGAGAGAUGAUGAAAACUCAGGCAGAACGAGUGAAAGACAUGGAGAUCCAGUUGGUCUUGAAGAUGGGCCAGGUUGAAAUAAAUCUUAAGGGCCAGAGAAAUGAUACCUUGAAUGCAAAAUUAAUUCCUGCACAUCUUGUUAAAAGACUGAAUACUGAUGUCCGGAAAGCUGGUGAUCAGAAGCUGAAAGCUCUGGAGGAGAUGACGAAAUUUCAUAGAGGAACUCUUUUCAAGGAGUGGGAACACAAGAUCCUCGAGAUGAAGACGCAUGACCUUACUUACGAGUUGAACGAGAUCAACAGCCUCUUAGUGACCAAACGUAUGCGACAGAUUCUUAGGAAAAAUCAGCUAGGACUUUUGACUGAUGGUAAAACAGUGCAGGAUGUAGAGCGGGAGAUUGCGGCAAUGGAACAGAUCAUAGAGAAGACCAUGAAUGAUUGGUGGUCGAAGAUAGAUGCUAUAGAUAGAGAGAUUGAGGCAAAGAAGCGGGAAAAUUACGAAUUUGAUGAGAAAAUUAAGGAGAUGAACAUCAAUAAAUGGGAGAUGGAACUGAAAAGAAAUCUCGAGGCUGAGGAGAACUUUAAGGAAAUGACGAAGGGGGUGAGAAAGGCUGUGUUGCAGAGGGCGAGGCUAAGCCGGAAGAUUCAAAAGAAUUAUAUCGAUUUAUUGACGAUGAAAAUCGAAAACCAGCGGUUAAUAAUGAGGAAAUAUCCUGCUCUGCCGGGUGGCCGAGUUAUCCCCAUGAAUAAUCCUCACGUGGAACAAUGAAAUAAUAAUUUGAAAAUUGAUUCCAUAGUUCUCUAAUCUUUAUUGUUACGAAGUAGUAUUCCUUUAAAAGUUCCCAUCGAAAAUUUCCAUAUCACUUCCACAAUGAACCGCUUUUUUUUCUCACCAACGCUAUCGAAAAACCGAGAGAAAUCCAAUGAAACCUAAAGCCCUCACUCCAAUCAAUGCAAAUAGAAUGGCGGGGGGAAGUUGGGCGAGAGACUUCCUGGUGAAUAGCAAAGUGUUUGCGAUAGUCAAAUCAAACGCAUAAAAAGUAUUGAGGAAUAUAAAAAAAGG
Messenger RNA from Diachasmimorpha longicaudata, 4206 nucleotides. RefSeq names its product cilia- and flagella-associated protein 43-like. Gene Ontology annotation, cellular component: axoneme. Bases 34 to 3912 code for a protein of 1292 amino acids. The transcript has 3 exons. Gene Ontology annotation, molecular function: protein binding. Gene Ontology annotation, biological process: cilium assembly. Lineage: Eukaryota; Metazoa; Arthropoda; Insecta; Hymenoptera; Braconidae. The record is from RefSeq and is a predicted model, not a curated record.